Molecule: messenger RNA, 1902 nt
Organism: Acanthaster planci (crown-of-thorns starfish)
Lineage: Eukaryota; Metazoa; Echinodermata; Asteroidea; Valvatida; Acanthasteridae
Gene: rrp8
Product: ribosomal RNA processing 8
Biological process (GO): regulation of transcription by glucose; cellular response to glucose starvation; rDNA heterochromatin formation
Cellular component (GO): chromatin silencing complex; nucleolus; rDNA heterochromatin
Molecular function (GO): methyltransferase activity
Source: RefSeq, a predicted model, not a curated record
GUCCUUUAAAAUGUGCAUUUUCCUCAUGGCGUAGGCCAACACUUCAAGACCACCAAGUGUAUUGUACUACUUUCAGUACUUAUGGAUUUUCUAGAUGUCUGUGAUGCGGAAAACUGGGGUGAUUCAUCUGAUGCAAAAGACCUCCAUGCCAAGUUGUUCAGUCCACGGAAUGGAACAGCUGUGGCAAGUCCCAAGUCCAAUAAAUCCAAUGCAACCAGAAAGAAACAGACUACGGUCGGUGAAGAACAGACUGGAAGCAAAAAGGCAAAGAACACUAAGAAUCAAGGGUCUGGAAAUUGGCAACAUGGUUCAAAGGAUGAGAGGGAAGCCAGUAGACUAUCAGAACAGAGUGAGAAUGCUGGUACAUCACCUAAAAAUGCUAAGGUGAAGAAGAAAAAGAAGAGGCAAGUUGACGACAGUGAAAGCAGAGCACCACCCAAGAAACAGAAAGUGGUGCAGUCAAUGGAUGAUUCUAUCACAGGGGAGGAACGGGACAGGGAACAUCUACAAGAACCUAGUAAAUCUGAGCCACUUGCUGAAGACCAAAAUGUGAAGAUGAGCAAGAAAAAGAUGAGAAAACGGAAGCCCCGAAAUAACAAAUUCAAGACAGCUGAGUUUGGCUAUGUGGCACCACAGAGUAAAGCUGUGAGAUCAGACACUGAGUUGAAAACUCCAUCUCAGAGUCUAACUGGAAAAUUUAACCCACAGAAUUCAGAGUUAGAAGGAAAGGCCGACAAAAAUAGUGAGAAACCUGCCAGGAAAACAUCCAAAAAAGCCAAACACAAAAAUGCCAUCCUACCGAUAGAAGAGUUGAAUGCAAGGACACCAUCAAAACACAAGGUGAAGAUCUCAUCGGAAGGUGAGCAGUUGCCCACCAAAAACAAAGGAAAGAAAAAGCUGUCUACAAAUUUUGGCAAGCCAGCGGAUGUUGGAAAUGAAGUUGAGAAGCAACGGACAAAGCCAGCAAACAAAUCCCAAAAUGUUAUGAGCAGAAUCAAUUCAGUCACCCCUGCAAAAACGGAGGUUACAGCCACCGGUUCAACAACUGCAUGUCAAAGGGAGGAGAAUAGCAAGAUGACAGAUGAUCAAGACGAAGACUCAGUGUCAGAGUCAGAUGAACCUCUGCUUGACCCAUCUGCUAGGCAGGCCCUCAGGUCUAAGAUGGAGGCCCAGCUUCAGUCAGCCCACUUCCGCUACCUGAAUGAGCAGCUGUACAAGACCACUGGCUCGCAGGCUCAAAGGCUGAUGGAGCAAGAUCGGGAAGCCUUCAACAUCUACCACCAGGGGUUCUCCCAGCAGGUCAGGAAGUGGCCCGUCAACCCCCUGGACAAAUUCAUUGAGGACCUGAAGUCCAGGCCAGCCAGCCUCGUUGUUGGCGACUUUGGUUGCGGAGAGGCACGCAUCGCACAAAGCGUCCACCAGACUGUCCACUCAUUUGACCUUUGUGCACUGAAUGAGUAUGUGCAAGUCUGCAACAUGGAAAAGGUACCAGUGAAGAGUAACAGUCUGGAUGUGGCCAUAUUCUGCUUGUCCCUGAUGGGAACCAACUGGAUAAGUUACCUCAAGGAGGCCAACAGAGUCCUCAAAAUGAAGGGUAAGCUGAAGAUAGCCGAAGUUGCCAGCAGAUUUGCAUCGGUCGCCGAAUUCCUGAAGAUCUUGAAGCAACUUGGUUUCAAGAAAGAAUCAAAGGAUUAUUCCAACAAGAUGUUCCUGAUGUUCAGCUUCAUCAAGGAGGCACCCCCUAAGACUGUAGCCUCGGAGAAGGGUGAGGUUUUGCGACCCUGCCUCUACAAACGACGCUGACAUGCGAGCUACAGCAACACAGCAAUCCAACCACCGACUCACCGAGGAUGUUGGCAAUAUAUGGGCUACUCCACAGGCACCUUUGCUAAUUUCCAAGUA